AUGAACCGGCAAACUUACAGCAUGAGAGCUGGAGGUGGAGGCAGAUCUUACAGCGCUGCCUCAGCUAUUAUUCCAAGUGGCAACAGGGCUGGCUUUAGUUCGAUGUCCGUGGCACGAUCUGGAGGAGGUGGAGGGGGUUUUGGAAGGCUCAUCGGAGGAGGUGGCGGCGGUUUUGGCAGCAGGAGCCUCUACAACCUUGGUGGUAGCAAGAGGAUAUCCAUCGGUGUUGGAAGCAGCUUCCGAGCUGCUUUUGGGAGUGGAGCUGGUGGUGGCUCUGGCCUGAGAGGUGGCGGUAGUGGUGGUGGUGGACUUGGUGGUGGCAGAGCUGGUGGUAGUCUUGGACUUGGUCUCGGUGGUGGAGGUGGUGGAUAUGGCUUUGGUGGAGGUGCUGGUGGGCUUGGCUUUGGUGGUGGACAGGGAGGUGGUGGAGGGUUUGGCUUUGGUGGAGCAAGGGGACUGGGAGGAUUCAGUGGAGGGCUGGGUGGUGGCAGGAACCCAUUGGGAUUUGGUGGUGGUCCACCUGGAGGCAGUACAAUCCAAGAAGUGACUGUCAACCAGAGUCUCCUGGCACCGCUGAACCUGGAGAUAGAUCCAAACAUCCAUCAGGUGCGAAAAGAUGAGAAGGAGCAAAUCAAGACCCUCAACAACAAGUUCGCUUCUUUCAUUGACAAGGUUCGCUUCCUGGAGCAGCAGAACAAGGUGCUUGAGACCAAAUGGACCCUCCUGCAGGAUCAGGGUCAAAAAAACAACUCAGGCAAAAACAACCUGGACCCACUCUUUGAGGCUUACAUCAACAACUUGAAACGGCAGCUGGCCAACCUGCUCAACGAGAGAGGACGCAUGGACGGGGAGCUGAAGAACAUGCAAGACCUCGUUGAGGAUUUCAAGAACAAAUAUGAAGAGGAAAUCAACCGACGCACAGCAGCGGAGAACGAAUUUGUGGUCCUGAAGAAGGAUGUGGAUGCUGCUUACAUGAACAAGGUGGAGCUGGAGGCCAAGGUGGAUGCCCUGACCGACGAACUCAGUUUCCUCCGAGCCCUCUACGAUGCGGAGCUGGCUCAGCUCAGUGCGCAAGUGUCCGACACCGCCGUCAUUCUGACAAUGGACAACAACCGGGACCUGGACCUCAGCAGCAUCAUAGCUGAAGUCAAAGCUCAGUACGAAGACAUUGCUAACAGGAGCCGGGCCGAGGCGGAGGCUUGGUACCAAACCAAGUUCGAGGAGCUGCAGGCCACAGCUGGGAAGCACGGGGACGACCUGCGCAACACAAAGUGGGAAAUCUCUGAGCUCAACCGGCUGAUCCAGAGGAUCCGGUCAGAGAUAGAGAACACGAGGAACCAGUGUGCCACCCUGCAGACGGCCAUCGGAGACUCCGAGGAGCGUGGGGAGCUGGCCCUCAAAGAUGCCAAGGCAAAGAUGAUUGACCUGGAAGAUGCCCUGCAGAAAGCCAAAGCUGACAUGGCCCGGCAGCUCCGUGAGUACCAGGAGCUCAUGAACAUCAAGCUGGCCCUGGACAUUGAGAUCGCGACCUACAGGAAGCUGCUGGAGGGCGAGGAGAGCAGGCUGAGCGGAGAGGGACUCAACCCCAUCAGCUACUCUGUCACGCACACCAGCUCUGGCAUGGCUGGUGGAGCUGGGUUAGGAGGAGGAGCUGGUGGACUGAGCCUAAGCGGAGGAGGCGGUGGAAGCAGUUUCAGUCUUGGAGGAGGCGACGGAAGCAGUUUCAGUCUUGGAGGAGGCGGCGGAAGUGGUUUUGGUCUUGGAGGUGGCGGUGGUGGAGGCUACAGCUUUGGAAGCGGAGGAGGACUUGGACUCGGGGGUGGUGGUGGUCUCGGAGGUGAAUUUGGAGGAUGCAGUGGUCUCGGCAUUGCGAGCGGUCUUGGCUAUGGAGGAGGUGGCAGCAGUGGUCUGAGUACCAGCGGAGGGAAUUUCAGCUCUGGAAGUGCAAAAGGCACGAACCCAGGUGUCAAAAUCUUCUCCAAAACCUCCUCCAGCAAAAAGAGCAUAAAAAGCCAAAGCCUGAAGAAUGCUACACAGCCCGAGUAA
Aptenodytes forsteri (emperor penguin) is the source of this 2046-nucleotide messenger RNA. Its product is annotated as keratin, type II cytoskeletal 5. Gene Ontology annotation, molecular function: structural constituent of skin epidermis. Lineage: Eukaryota; Metazoa; Chordata; Aves; Sphenisciformes; Spheniscidae. Gene Ontology annotation, cellular component: keratin filament. Gene Ontology annotation, biological process: intermediate filament organization; keratinization. The transcript has 9 exons. The coding region runs from base 1 to 2046 and encodes 681 amino acids. The record is from RefSeq and is a predicted model, not a curated record.